This is a messenger RNA of Cucumis melo (muskmelon), 1562 nucleotides long. RefSeq names its product transcription factor bHLH87. The record is from RefSeq and is a predicted model, not a curated record. Gene Ontology annotation, molecular function: DNA-binding transcription factor activity; protein dimerization activity. The coding region runs from base 235 to 1416 and encodes 393 amino acids. Lineage: Eukaryota; Viridiplantae; Streptophyta; Magnoliopsida; Cucurbitales; Cucurbitaceae. Gene Ontology annotation, biological process: regulation of DNA-templated transcription. The transcript is spliced from 3 exons.
CUUUGCCUUUGGACAUUUUUCUUUCCAUUUCCAUUCCCAUCCCAUCUAUAAAAACCAAACCUUUCUUCUGUUUACCAGAAUUUAACGUUGAAUAAUUUCUAUCUCUAUUGCCAUUUCACAGAAUGUACAAAGGGGGUUUAAAUACUUGAAGGAAACUUUGCAUCUUUUCUCCCCUUAUUCAAACAAGAUCGGUUUUUUUGGGUUUUCGUCAUCGCUUCGGGAUUUGAAUUGGUAAUGGAUCAUCUGAACUGGAAUGGAUAUGGAUCGAGAGUUGCGAAGAAGACAACGGCGUCAACAACGUCUUCCUCGUCGUUUUGGAGUAAUUACCAACAAGGAGUUGAAGAAAGGUUCAUGAUAUCAAGCUCAAAUAAUUCCAACUUCUUCAACUCAGUUCAAGAUUUCCCAAUUAAAGUAGCUGAAAAUUCUUCAACUCCGGUUUUAAAAACAGAGGACCCUUUGGUUAUGAGCCCUCCAUUGACAAGCUUUACAACAUCUAGCAACAUGGAUGUUGUUGGAUUUUUAUCACAGCUUGACCACGGCUCCAACGGAGAUAAAUCGGCGACAGUAACAACGUGCUCUCUGGAGUCGUUAGACUGUUUGCUUUCAGCUACAAACAGCAACACAGACACAUCAGUUGAAGAUGAUGGAUCAGUUUCAAUGAUGUUAACAGAUUACACCAAUUUAUGGAACUUUGGAGGCAAUGCAGCAGUAUCUUCAAAAGAAUCUGAAAAGAAUGGUUCAAAUUCUACAAAGAGAAGCCAUGAACAAACUCAAUUCAAAGCUGCAGAUUACUCUAUUUUCUCAAAUAACAUCAUAAAUCUAUCUGAUUCCACUUCAGACAGUGGAGGUUUUAGGAUCAUAACAGAUCAUAAUCUACCAAAACAGAAGAAACCCAGAUCAGAGAAGCCACCAAGUUCAUCAAACAUCAAUUUUCAACAAUCAUGUUCAUCAGGAUCUUCUUGUAUUGAUCAAGAACCGGAUCCAGAAGCCAUUGCACAAAUGAAAGAGAUGAUCUACAGAGCAGCAGCUUUCAGGCCUGUGAAUUUGGGGUUAGAAAUGAUAGAAAAGCCUAAAAGGAAGAAUGUGAGAAUUUCAACAGAUCCACAGACUGUAGCAGCAAGACAAAGGAGAGAAAGAAUCAGCGAGAGAAUUAGGGUUUUGCAAAGGCUUGUUCCAGGUGGAAGCAAAAUGGAUACAGCAUCAAUGCUUGAUGAAGCUGCAAAUUAUCUAAAGUUCUUGAAAUCUCAGAUCAAAGCUUUAGAGAAUCUUGGGCAAAAGCUUGAGUCUUUGAAUUGUCCUCCAACUAGCAUAGCUUUCUCUUUCAACCCAUCUUUUCCCAUACAAACAUCAUCCUCUCAUAAUAAUUUCACACUCCUAAAUCCCAACCAUCUUAUUAACCAAUAUCCUCAAAACUAAUCUUUCUUCCUUAAAAAACUGUCCUCAAGAUUACUCAACUUUUGAUCAACUGAUGUAGCUCAAAUUUAUUGGUUCAUGUUUCAAUCUUCAAUGUAUUUCUCUCUUUUUUACUCAACAUAGAUCAAUAAAUUUAAAUUCAAAACCAA